CCUUUCCACUACUUUCGACUUUUUGUAAUGACAAGCCCACCACUUAUGUCUCUCUGCACUUCAUCUCGACUCUAUUUAACGAUACAAUUCCUCUCUGCUACUGCCUAUGCAUCAUCAGUUACAUUCACGCUAUGUGCUGGUAUUCUGUUGACGCUGAGGCUGUUUGCGACAAAGAAGGGGGAAGAGAAUAUGGAAUCUGGUGGUGGGCCCAGGUUUCCGAGAUAGUAAUCGCGCAAAUCUUUGCGGCCCCAGGCAUCCCUGGUACUCAGCGCUCACAGCCGGCUGCCUUUUUGCUGCUGGUGCAGCCGCUUUUGACAGCGCUUUAUGCACAAAAUUUUUUCAUGCGCGGCUUAUCCCCGCUUCUCCUUUCUUCUCCAGUGUUUGCAGCGUUUCAUACUUAUUUACUUCGUCUUGGUAUUCCCUUUCUGUCUUCUAUGAACACUAAUAAUGGCCUAGCGGGGCUGUCUGGGCGCGGUGGACAGCAGAAGCAUGGCUCCAGCAUACCGCCGGCGCGCCCUUAUAGGCACAAGCGGGAGAGCAGCCUCAGCACCAGCGCCAGCGUCAGUAGCACGCGCACCCGUGUCCUGCCAUUUGCCACAGCAUUCACCACGCUGUAUCCACUCAAGCCUGUCGCUGCCGCCUCACCCAUAUACGCGCAGGCCACGACCAUGCAGCAGGACGCGCGCACGUCCGAGAGCACUGACGAAAGCAGUAUCGUGGUGCCGGUGUAUAUGUCGCGCACAAAGGCAUUGACGUUCCCCAACAACGACGCGACACUGCCCGAUGACGAUGAUGCGAAGAACGUGUACUUUCCGGCCAUGAAUCACUCGGGGUUUGCGCUGGCUCAGCCGCGGAGGGUGGUGACGGUGGGUGGCAUGCCUGUGGUGUCGGGCGGGUUUGGCAGGCCGACCUCAGCAAGCAAGGACCCAUAUACAAACGCGUCUGGGCUGACAAUCCCGUCAAAGACCUCGCUGCUGCCGGUUGUAGGCGGACGCAGGGCGCUUGGCGUUGGUCGGCCGGCAAUCGGCGUCGAUACCCGCCGGCUGACCAGCACCAGCUCGAUCGGCAUUGGCACACGCACCAAGCCGAUUAUUGGGCUCGGCCUAACACUGAAUCCAGAUGACAAUGUCGUGAAGCUGAACCUGAAGCGGUCUGUGUCGACCCAGCGAGGAGCCCAGGGCAGUGAUGUUGGAUCGUCAUCUGGCCGCCGCAAGUCGGUGCUGGGCAAGGCAGCAGGCCGGCGGACAGGCACCCUGCAGGUCAUGCCUCGCAUUCCGUCUGGGUCAAUCGCCAGAGCGCUGGCACCGUCUGUUGCACAGUCGCGGCCAGACAGCCCGGUCAGGGGAAUGGUAUCGGACGAGUUCACAUUCAAGAGUCCGGUGCUCGAGCCUGAGGGCUUUGCCAGCAUCCGGUCGCCAACGCUUGAUGGCGAGGGCACGGUGGAUAGUACGCCAAGUGUGCCCGACUCGGAUGAUCGCUGGAACACGACAAUGGCAGUCCAGGAGCUGCGCAAUCUUGUCGGCGAUGGCACCGGUGCCUGGCACCUCUUGGUCCCCGGGCGCGCCACCGCAGAUAGUCUCGUGCCAACUCUGCUUCGAGUCGGUGGCCGUGUCAAGCAAACGAUGCCAGGCGUGUUGCCCCCAGCUGCAACAACCCGCUGCCGGCCGGACGCUUGGAAUGGGCGAGUCCAUAUACGCCCGCCGCCGCUCAUGCUCAUUCCCAACUGAUUGUUAAGAGCAGACGUGCGUUCGCAGAUUACCUACUCGCUGCCCCACCGCUCCCACACACCACAUUUCGCAUUUCACAUUUCACGCCUCACGUUUUCUGUUUGAUAUUCAUUUCGACAUAUACCUUCCCGCGUUAUUUUUGCCAUUAAAACCAUCAACACCUGUUUUUCUAAGCUUCGCGACCUGCUAACACCACUUGCUGCGACCUGCAAGUGGCGCCCCUUUAUAGAACGCAGGCCACUGUUGAUCUGGCAUUGUCGGACGUUUGUUUAUUUUUGCCAGUUCCUGGAAGAACGGCUGCUGCCUUGAGCUCCCUUGGUGUGGUUCAGCCAGUAUUCUACUGCUGCUCGUCCUUCGCCCUUCAUUCCUCAUUUUUGCUCAGCUUCUCAUCGC
Molecule: messenger RNA, 2120 nt
Organism: Linderina pennispora
Lineage: Eukaryota; Fungi; Kickxellomycota; Kickxellomycetes; Kickxellales; Kickxellaceae
Exons: 2
Coding region: 342-1727 (461 amino acids)
Source: RefSeq, a predicted model, not a curated record